CCCGGCGCCCCGCGGCCUCCGCCCCGUCCCCGCCACUUUAGCCCCGGAGUCGGCCGCACGCCCCAAGCCUGGAUGGUGUAGCGCUUCAGGGGAAGCAUUGUUGACAGUCGGGGUUGUUGGAGUGGUUGGAUUUUCCCUGGAAUUGAGUGAGAAAUUCAGAAGACUGAAGCCCAGGCUCACUGUCUACCUUUCACGGAGGCCUAGCCGUGAGAGGACAGAAGAAGGCACGUGGCGAAUCAUGACGGCCGACAAAGACAAAGACAAAGACAAAGAGAAGGACCGGGACCGGGACCGGGACCGAGAGAGGGAGAAGAGAGACAAGGCGAGGGAGAGCGAGAACUCGCGGCCGCGCAGGAGCUGCACCUUGGAAGGAGGAGCCAAGAACUACGCGGAGAGCGACCACAGCGAGGAUGAGGACAAUGACAACGGCGCAGCCGCGGAGGAGGCCACCAAGAAGAGCAAGAAGAAACCUCCGAAGAAGAAAUCCCGCUAUGAGAGGACGGACACUGGCGAGAUCACCUCCUACAUCACCGAGGACGACGUGGUCUACAGGCCCGGAGACUGUGUGUAUAUCGAGAGUCGGAGGCCAAACACACCGUAUUUCAUCUGUAGCAUCCAAGACUUCAAACUGGUCCACAACUCCCAGGCCUGUUGCAGAUCUCCAACUCCUGCUUUGUGUGAGCCCCCAGCAUGCUCUCUGCCGGUGGCGUCUCAGCCGCCACAACAUCUUUCUGACGCCGGGAGAGGGCCUGUAGGGAGUAAGAGGGACCAUCUACUCAUGAACGUCAAAUGGUACUACCGUCAGUCUGAAGUUCCAGAUUCAGUGUACCAGCAUUUGGUUCAGGAUCGACAUAAUGAAAACGACUCUGGAAGAGAACUUGUCAUUACAGACCCAGUAAUUAAGAACAGAGAGCUCUUCAUUUCCGACUAUGUUGAUACGUACCAUGCUGCUGCCCUGAGAGGGAAGUGUAACAUCUCCCAUUUUUCUGACAUAUUUGCUGCUAGAGAGUUUAAAGCUCGAGUGGAUUCAUUUUUCUACAUAUUAGGCUACAAUCCUGAGACAAGGAGGCUCAACAGCACUCAGGGGGAGAUUCGAGUUGGUCCGAGCCAUCAGGCCAAACUUCCCGAUCUGCAGCCAUUCCCCUCCCCGCAUGGUGACACCGUGACCCAGCAGGAGGAACUGGUGUGGAUGCCCGGCGUCAAUGACUGUGACCUCCUCAUGUACCUGCGGGCAGCAAGGAGCAUGGCGGCCUUUGCGGGGAUGUGUGACGGGGGCUCCACAGAGGAUGGCUGUGUGGCAGCGUCUCGCGAUGACACCACUCUCAAUGCAUUGAACACACUCCAUGAAAGCGGUUAUGAUGCUGGCAAAGCCCUGCAGCGCUUGGUCAAGAAGCCCGUGCCCAAGUUGAUCGAGAAGUGUUGGACCGAGGACGAAGUGGUGAGCAUGGGGACCGCAUUUGCUUUGUAUUGUGGGCCACUGGGGCUUUCCUUCCCCUUGGGGAGAAAGACCUCAUUCAGAUAG
Dipodomys ordii (Ord's kangaroo rat) is the source of this 1522-nucleotide messenger RNA. Its product is annotated as arginine-glutamic acid dipeptide repeats protein-like. Gene Ontology annotation, molecular function: chromatin binding; transcription corepressor activity. Gene Ontology annotation, cellular component: nucleus. NCBI's taxonomy places the organism in Eukaryota, Metazoa, Chordata, Mammalia, Rodentia, Heteromyidae. The record is from RefSeq and is a predicted model, not a curated record. The coding region runs from base 239 to 1522 and encodes 427 amino acids. The transcript has 11 exons.